Lytechinus pictus (painted urchin) is the source of this 2004-nucleotide messenger RNA. Its product is annotated as GPI mannosyltransferase 1-like. The coding region runs from base 463 to 1716 and encodes 417 amino acids. Gene Ontology annotation, cellular component: membrane; glycosylphosphatidylinositol-mannosyltransferase I complex. The record is from RefSeq and is a predicted model, not a curated record. The transcript has 5 exons. Lineage: Eukaryota; Metazoa; Echinodermata; Echinoidea; Temnopleuroida; Toxopneustidae. Gene Ontology annotation, biological process: GPI anchor biosynthetic process. Gene Ontology annotation, molecular function: alpha-1,4-mannosyltransferase activity; GPI mannosyltransferase activity.
GCCCUCUACAUAUCGUUGUUCCAAACUAGUUUCAAUGUGGAACGCCAAAAAGAAAAAAAAAAGAAUCUGCUAAAUAUUUUGGUAAUCAUCACUGGGAUCUUCUACCGGUAUGAACUAGAUGUAUUUAAGAUAAUGCCGAUUAGAAUGUGAAAAAAAUCAAUCAAAAAGUGUUUAAUAAUCGCAAUUUUGGCAACGCGAAAUAUUAUUAUAAUAUUAUUUAAAAGGUCUCUUUGGCUUGCCAUACAAUGCUCAGCAGCCGUGGUCUGCUACGGAAUAGGCAACUCGGGUUCGCGGGGCGCGCAAGGGGCCGGGGAAGCCGAUAUUGUGGUACCGAGCACGCUACCAGCUGACGGCAGGCAGAACAGUAUCAGCUGAAAAGAAGAGUCAAUGAAAUCACCUCGCCUUGCCUUGGUUCCAGAUACACUAAAAAUAUAGCGGUACACUGUACCAUACCUUCACAGAAUGUUGGGAGUGCUCACCAAUACUAAAAUGUCGAUUGGAGCGUGUUCUUUGAUUGCAUUUUUAGUUCGUCUUUUGCUCAUCUUUUAUGGAGAAAUUCAAGACAGGCUGAUGGUUGUCAAAUAUACAGACAUUGAUUACCAUGUUUUCACAGAUGCUGCUAGAUUUGUUAUGCAGGGUCAGUCGCCAUAUCAGCGAGCAACCUAUAGAUACACACCGAUAUUAGCUUUCAUGUUGACACCAAAUAUCUGGCUCUCACCGCUGUUUGGAAAACUUCUUUUCUGCGUCUUUGACAUUGUGGCAGGCCUUCUAAUCUAUGACAUCAUUCAGAUCCAGUCCUAUAGUGUCUCCACAGCAACAAAGGGGGCCCUCGUGUGGCUGUUCAACCCACUCACCGCCGCAGUGUCCAGCCGUGGCAAUGCUGAAUCCAUCAUGGCUGUACUUGUUCUGCUAGUUCUACGAUGUCUCUUGAAACGACAAACUAAGCUCUGCGCUCUCUUCCUGGCUGUGGCUGUCCAUUUCAAAAUUUACCCAUUUACUUAUUGUCUACCAAUAUACUUCUGUGUCAAGUUACCAGAGAAGAGAUUGAUCCUGCGUAAAUUGCGGACAAAAAGGAAUAAUAUCCAGGAGAAAUUUUUGGAUCUGUUCUGUCCAACGAAAGAGAGGAUAGAGCUUGUAGCUGUAUUCAUUGUGUCAUUUGCCGCUUUGACUGCUGUUAUGUAUCAGAUGUAUGGUGACGACUUUCUAUCAGAGGCCUACUUCUAUCACGUAACCAGGCGGGAUGUCAGACACAACUUCUCCCCACUUUUCUACAUGCUCUACCUAACUUCAGAGUGGCCUUCGUCUUUCCUUCUAGGUCUCCUGGUCUUUGUUCCUCAGGUCAUUCUCCUAGUAGCAUUCUCACUCAUAUACUACAGAGACAUCACCUUCUGCUGUUUUGCUCAUACCCUUAUAUUUGUGACCUUCAAUAAAGUCUGUACAUCUCAGUAUUUUUUGUGGUACCUGACUCUUUUACCUGUCAUCUUGCCAGCCACUAUCAUGUCAAUCAAGGAAGGACUUGGUCUGAUUACUGCUUGGUUCCUAGCCCAGGCUCUAUGGCUCCUUCCAGCAUAUUACCUCGAAUUUGAGGGAAUUGAUACCUUCCUCUUUAUCUGGUUAGCUGGACUUGUCUUCUUUAUCACCAAUGUCUAUAUCUUAGUUCGCCUCAUUCUUACCAGAGAGACAUUUAAAGAAGGCAAAUGCCUCAAAGCAUGCUAACAGGUCAUCAAACCAUUGACUUUACCCCAUUGACUGCCGAGUUCUGUGUUUUCCAUUGGAUUUGUACAGGGACCACCGGUUCCAGUAGGCAAUGGGUUUACCUGUUGACUUCUGAAUUCUAUAGGCUUUGUAUGGGGAAUUAGGAAUCAUCCCGUUCCAAUAGGCAAUGGGUUUUUCAUGUUAACUUCUGGAUUCUUGCAUUUCCAUGGCCCAUGUAUGGGGGAUUACCCGAUUCUAGGAGUCAACGCGCCUGAUUGACAUAAAAUAAAGCUCUAUUAUUUUAUUAAA